CCAAAUAUCAUAUUUCUUGUAUCCAAUAUUCCGCCGCUCUCAUUGUUUAAGUCAUGCGUCCUCUUGUCUCUGUGAACGUUUCUUGUGAUCGCGAUUCACUUUCUUGUGGUCGUGAUUCACUUGCUGCUAUGCGUUCCCGGCGCCUUGCUGGUCUUAAUGUAGCGGCUAUGACUAAAGCGCUCGAGAACGUACCUCACGAAGAAAGAAAAAAUGUGAUUGGUGGGUUUAUAUAUCAUUUGGUGGACAUGCAGCAGCCAUUUUAUGCUUCAGGAAAAAUCACAGGAAUGCUUCUUGAGUUGGACGAAGCCGAACUCUUUCGCUUAGUCGAAUCACCCGAAGCCCUCAAACUCAAGGUCCAAGAGGCAGUUGAUGUUUUAGGGGAUUGGAUUCCCGAACAGGAGAAGCUACUAGUGCAAGAAGCUAUGGACCUCCAAGUCUUCUUCCCGCCUAAGUCCAAGAUUUGAUUUGUUUCUUUGGAUCUUAUUUAUGCUCUAUGUUGAGUUUUAAAAAUCCUCAUUUCUGUUUCGAAAUAAAGAAAAAACUGUGAUUUUAUCAUUAUUGUUAAUGUAAGAUCAAUGUUUUUAAGGGAAAAUUGUCAAAAUCAGAAAUUGUUAUGCUAUGUCCAA
Molecule: messenger RNA, 626 nt
Organism: Thlaspi arvense
Lineage: Eukaryota; Viridiplantae; Streptophyta; Magnoliopsida; Brassicales; Brassicaceae
Source: the annotation of a GenBank genome assembly